AUGGAGGGCGCCUCAUUCGGCGCGGGCCGCGCGGGGGCCGCCCUGGACCCCGUGAGCUUCGCGCGGCGGCCCCAGACCCUGCUGCGGGUCGCGUCCUGGGUGUUCUCCAUCGCCGUCUUCGGGCCGAUCAUCAACGAGGGCUACGUGAACGCCGAGAGCGGCCCGGAGCUGCGCUGCGUCUUCAACGGGAACGCGGGCGCCUGCCGCUUCGGCGUCGCGCUCGGCCUCGGAGCUUUCCUCGCCUGUGCCGCCUUCCUGAUGCUCGACGUGCGCUUCCAGCAGAUCAGCAGCGUCCGCGACCGCCGCCGCGUGGUGCUGCUAGACCUGGGUUUCUCAGGGCUCUGGUCCUUCCUGUGGUUCGUGGGCUUCUGCUUCCUCGCCAACCAGUGGCAGCGCACGACGCCCGGUCCCGGCACGGCGCAGGCUGGGGAUGCGGCGCGGGCCGCCAUCGCCUUCAGCUUCUUCUCCAUCCUCAGCUGGGUGGCGCUCACCGUGAAGGCCCUUCAGCGGUUCCGCCUGGGCACCGACAUGUCCCUCUUUGCCACCGAGCAGCUGGGCGCUGGGGCGGUCCAGGCCUACCCUGGUUACCCAGUGGGCAGCGGCGUGGAGGGCACCGAGACCUACCAGAGCCCGCCUUUCACCGAGACCCUGGACACCAGCCCCAAAGGGUACCAGGUGCCCGCCUACUAGUGGUUGGCAGGCGCGGACCCAGGCUCCAAGGCAUCCCGAGACCUCCCUCGGGUCCCUCCGGCCCAGGGCCAGGAACAGAAGGGGUGGCCACUUUGGGUCGUCUGGGGCCAAGAAGGGGUAGCCCCCAGGGUGCGUGGGCUGUCCUCCCCAAGUCCCCCUAGUCCUCUCAGUACUUGGCCCCAGGCCUGAGAUUCUAAGGGGACAAAAUGGCCCAGGUCAUGCAUCCUCCAGCCUGGAGUGCACUGGCCUGGGGGAGGCAUUCUCAUGGGCCAGCCAACUUGGGGCUCACAUAUCCAUUCUGGGGUCAGGGGUCUAGCUGGCCAGGUGCAGGGGCUGCCCAGGACAGGGGACAGGGACAGUACCCUCACCCUGAAGCCCGGAAUCGUGGCCACUGUUCCCCAUUCUGUGUCCCUGUUGGUAGUGACUGUCCAUGCUCCUGUCAUGGUGAUUUGUCCUGUCUGGAGCCUCCCUCCAUCUCCUCUCACAGGCUUGCUAGAGCAGCCCAGCCCUGUCGGUGUUGUGAUUGUAGUCAAGUCUUCAGGUUUCACCUCAUAGAGCCCCACAAGCUGCUCCUACUUGCCUUGGCCCAGGCCCCUGCUCAGGUGUGGGUGGUUCUGACCAGGAAGGCACAAGAUGGCUGUGGGCCUGGGCAUCAGCCCUGUCCCAGUCCUUUGGUAAGACCAUACCGAAGGAAGGAGCCAGACCCCUCAGUGUGGGGCAAGACAAACCUCUCAGCAGGAAAGAGGCCUGGAGGUUCCAUCUGCCCACAGUGCCCACUUCUCUUCACCUUGGCUUCCUGGACCAGUUCCCACGCCCCUCCACAUACCCUGUUUUUAAGGCCCAGCCCCGGAUGGGGUCCCUGUACAUAGCUGACUACUCAUGCAUUGCUUGAAGCUGGCUUUUCACAUUGUCGAUACCAAACGCACCAAACACGGUUGCACAUUUCGUUCUCACAGACAGACGCCUCUCUCUGGAAUUGCAGUGAGUGACGGCCCUGUACGUUGUAGCAUAGACCAAUGCCGUGUGGAUAUUUAAGUGAACAUGUUUACAAUUUUUGUAUAUAUCAAUCUCUCCCUCUCUCUUCUGAAAGAGCAAUCCGUGAUUGUGUAUUUUCAGUGUCCCAUGUUCCAACUGCAACUUCUUUACAAUAAAGACUGUA
Messenger RNA from Cynocephalus volans (Philippine flying lemur), 1849 nucleotides. RefSeq names its product synaptogyrin 3 (gene SYNGR3). The transcript is spliced from 4 exons. The record is from RefSeq and is a predicted model, not a curated record. Gene Ontology annotation, cellular component: synaptic vesicle membrane; neuromuscular junction. NCBI's taxonomy places the organism in Eukaryota, Metazoa, Chordata, Mammalia, Dermoptera, Cynocephalidae. Bases 1 to 690 code for a protein of 229 amino acids.